UGAAAUACUACAAUUAUGAAUAAAAUAUAUAUUUGAUGACGAAAGAUUUUUUAGUGUCCAUUUUUUAUAAAUGUGUAAAUAUUAUGAAUUGCGCAUUUCUUUGAACCUUGUAACCGGUCGCAGUCGCAACUAUAUGAAUUCUGAAGAAAACCGUUUGAAAACUUUUAAUUGGCCAAAAAAUGCACCAGUAUCUUCUUCCAAAAUUGCCAAAGCCGGAUUUUUUUAUACAGGCUGCUUUUUGGAAGUACAAUGCCACUUUUGCAAUAAAGUAAUUAAAUCUUGGUCCUAUGCAGAUCAGGUAAUGUUGAAACAUAGAAAGUUAAAUCCAGAUUGUUCAUUUGUAGUAGACCCAUUGAAUUCAGGAAAUAUACCAUAUAAUCCCAGAAUUCAGAAAUCUUUGAAUAAGGAUAGUUCUGAAGAAGCAGAAAAUUUACUAAAUAAUACAUCAAAUAAAAUUAUUAUGAAUGAUGGAAUAAAUAGACUAAGAAGUUUUUUGAGCGAUGGUAUUUUCCUUUCAGUUCAGAUGUACCAUUUAUCCAUUAAUGGAUUUUAUGCAUUGGGAUGUAAAGACAGUAUUGUUUGUUCCAACUGUUCUUUUGGUCUUAAAGAUUGGAUUGGCAGUUUGAAUCCUAUAACUGAGCAUAGUUUAUGCAAACCAGAAUGCUCAAUGACACAGAAGAAUUUUUUAAUUUCAGAGGAUGAGUUUUCAAUAGAUAAAAGUCCAGAUGCUUUUGAAGAAGACCUCAGAGAGUUUCAAAAACGUUUCAAUACCUUUACUGACUGGCCUCAUGAAAGUCCAGAUCCAAAAUCUCUGAGUUUUGCUGGCUUAUAUUUUACUAAUGAGGAAGAUUUUGUAAGAUGUUACUACUGCGACAUAGGUCUGAGGCAUUGGUUAAAAACUGAUAAUCCUCUUGUUGAACAUGCACGUUCCUCACCAACUUGCAAAUUCAUUAUAUCUCUCACAUCAGAAUUUUUUGUUAAGAUGUGUGUACAACAUUUUCAAAAUAAUAGCUCUAAUGUGAGCAAACUAGAAGCUGAAAUUAGGGAUCUGAGAGAAUCUAAAUUAUGUAAAAUUUGCUUAGAUGAAGAUAUUGCUAUUGCAUUUGUACCUUGUGGCCAUCUUUUAUCAUGUCAACGAUGUGCUGUAGGGUUAGACCAUUGUCCGCUGUGCAGAGGACGUGUGUUUAGUACUGUAAGAACUUAUUUGUCAUAAAACUAUUGUGGUCAAAGUAAGACAUGUGAUCAUUUGAAGCAUAAGAAUAAUAGAUCAUAUAUUAUAAUGUAUAUAUAUAUAUAUAUAUAUGAAUAUAUUUUAUUUUGACAAAACAAAAAA
This is a messenger RNA of Ctenocephalides felis (cat flea), 1333 nucleotides long. Its product is annotated as death-associated inhibitor of apoptosis 2-like. NCBI's taxonomy places the organism in Eukaryota, Metazoa, Arthropoda, Insecta, Siphonaptera, Pulicidae. Gene Ontology annotation, molecular function: cysteine-type endopeptidase inhibitor activity involved in apoptotic process. The record is from RefSeq and is a predicted model, not a curated record. Gene Ontology annotation, cellular component: cytoplasm; nucleus; spindle microtubule. Gene Ontology annotation, biological process: regulation of cell cycle; negative regulation of apoptotic process.